GGCUGUGUUAUAGACAAUUCUAUAAUUUUUUUAUUAGAAAUGGUUAAGAAACAAUAUGGGAGAUAUCAACAGAACGGCAGUGCCGAACCUUUGCCAGAAAGAGGACCAGUGGAAUCGCUGAUUUACUGGCGUUGUCCGCGUAAGUCUGGCAUCGUAUUCGGCGUGUCCCUCGCCCUGCUGCUGGCGUUAUCAUGCUUCUCCCUAAUCAGCGUGUUGGCGUACGCUUCCCUCACAGCCGUCUGCGGCUGCAUGGCCUUCCGUAUCUAUCGCAACGUAUUGCAAGCUGUUCAGAAGACGUCUGAUGGCCAUCCUUUCAAGGAGCUGUUGGAAACAGAUGUCAGUGUGUCCCAAGAAAAAGCCCAACAGGUUGCCACAGUUGCCGUCACCCACCUGAACGCUGCAGUAUCUGAGCUUCGUCGUCUCUUCCUGGUUGAAGAUUUGGUCGACUCAACUAAAUUCAUUGUUCUUCUUUGGUGCCUCACAUAUUUGGGUGCUUGGUUCAACGGAAUGACUUUAAUCAUUAUUGCAUUUGUUGCGCUCUUCACUCUGCCCAAAGUUUAUGAAACUAACAAAACACAAAUCGAUGCCAAUCUCGAUGUCGUUCGAAGCAAGUUACAAGAAAUUACUUCCAAGGUAAAAGCAGCUGUACCAAUUGGAAAGAAAGCUGAAAGUGAUAAAGAUAAAUAAGCACAAAAAAUUAUAUUUAUAUAAUAAUGUGGAUAUUUAAUUGUAUAGCGAUAUACAUAACUCUUCAAACAUAACCACACCCUUUUUAACAAUAAUUAAAUCAACUAAAUAUGAAAUAUAUAUUAUAUAUGUUCGAUUGUUUGGACAUAUCGAAAGCUAUAUGUGAAUAUUGCAAAUCGAAUUGAUUUGUAGUAUAUAUGGAAUCAAUUUUUUUUCAUGAUGAACCAAUUACGAUAGAUUUAUAGAAAGCCUUUUUAUUUUAAAUAUUUACAUUUGACACUAAAAAUAGGUAUCUUAUAAAAAAAUUUCAUUUAAUACAUAUAAUAUGUACUCAUAUAUAAUAUUUAUUAUACAUUCUUUUAAGAAAUAUGUUAAAG
Molecule: messenger RNA, 1064 nt
Organism: Ctenocephalides felis (cat flea)
Lineage: Eukaryota; Metazoa; Arthropoda; Insecta; Siphonaptera; Pulicidae
Product: reticulon-1-A-like
Exons: 5
Coding region: 40-687 (215 amino acids)
Source: RefSeq, a predicted model, not a curated record